CACUCACAAAACCCAAGAUCCUCGAAAUAAUAUCCACCACCGUUUUCCCUUUUUCGAAAGGACCUCAAUACCGAGUAAUAAUAAGAAGUCUCGAACUUUGUGAAGUUUAUUAUUGCUGUUAUAUUACAUUCCAGCCUCCUUAUUAUUUUCUAACCGUGAAAAUUUUAACAAUAUUUCAUCGCCGGAAAUCAAACGUCUUUUGGAUCGAUUCGCACUUGCUUGUUGCUUGGGUUGAUCGUAAUUCGUACGCCCACCACGUUAUUGAUCACUUAAGCGGGGUACGAGGUUCACAUUGCAUCAACUGAGUCGUUUCGCAUAAGACAUCUAUUUUUCUCAGCUGAGCACAACUCUUCAAAUCUUUUCACAAUUUGAAGAGAAAAAAACACCACCAUCUCUAGACAGUUUCAUCGGAUUUUUGAAAAUCAAAAUUUAGCUCAUCAUGUCUAGAAUGGGAGAUCCUUAUCGUAGUUCCUCGGAAGCCCUUAGCAAUUAUGGCGGCAGCGGCCGUGGCGGCGGGGCUAACCGUUGGGAUACUGAGCGACUUGUUUCGGAGCGCGACCGAGUUCGUUUUGCUACAGAACGAGAAGAGCGAGAUUCACGAUUUCUUCGAGCUACAGCUGGUCAUACACGAGAACGAUCUUAUGAUGAUGUCUAUGAACGUCGAGGUCCACGAGGAUAUGAAGAGGAACGUGAACAUUAUGAAGAACGAGAUUAUUACGAUUCACCAAGAUUUCAACGAGAACCAGAACCAGAACCAGGAAGAAAAAGACCUACAACCAUUACAAUGGAGAGAGAACGAGAGAGGGAAAGAGAUGAGUCUCCGCCUCGAAGAGCUGGCGGCAGACCGGCAUUUUUGAGAAGACAGAGCUCCCUUGAUACCUUUGACCGCAAGCCGUUGGUGCGAUACGAGAGAGAAAGGGAGAUGGAGAGGGAUGAAUACGGUCCUCCUGCCAGACGUCCCGAUCUAAGACCGCCUCCUUUGACACCUGUUUCACUGCCAAGGGGGAGAGGAUUACCACCACCUAGAAGAUAUGCCGAAAGAGAUUACGAGGACAUCAAGGUUGCGGAACCGGACUUCUAUGGCGAUGAGGACUACCGAGCUUACCCCGAAAUAAUCAGAGAAAGGGAAAUUGUUAGACGAAGGAGAAGAAGUCACGAAAGGCGAAGCCAUAGAAGUCACAGCAAGGAAAGUCGUUCAACCGCUACAAGAAGUGUUCGAAGCGAGAGUGCUAGCUCGUCAGAUAGUGGUACCACCAUAUCAGUGAGAAGUGAGUUUCCUAAGAAGGGAAAGACAAGAAUGCCAGCUAGACUGGUCAGCAAGAAAGCUAUCAUUGAUUUAGACUACCCUUUCGAAGAAGAGGUGAGCAAUGCAACAUUCAUCCACUAAGCAACUUAUACUGAUUUAACAGGGUGAUACUAUCAUCAUUCAAAAGGCACUUGGAAGAGAGAAUAUCGAUGAAGUUAUCAAACUAAGUGAACAAUAUAAAACAGCUGAGAGUAAGUAUUUGUUUUUCAUUUCCCUUUUGAUCGCUGCAUCAAAAUGCCCCUAACCCCAUUCUACAAAAGAAAAAAAUGUCAAGGAGACGAAAGAGGUAGAGACAACUCUAACAACAUACCUCGUUGGUCCAGAACUCGAAAUGUCCGGUGGCCGAUCAGAAGCUGGGACCAUAAUCGAAGAACGUACUGAGGUCUUCAAUAUCCCGCCACCUCCAUCAAUAAUACACCACGCUCCUCCGCCACCUCCAUCAGUACACUAUGCGCCUCCACCUCCACAAGAGCCAGUACACUAUGCGCCUCCACCACCAGAGCCAGUGCACUAUGCACCUCAACCUCCGCAGGCGCCAGCGCCAGUUCAAUGGGCACCACCUCCUCCAUCGGUUGUGUACGCACCACCACCUCCACCAGUUAUAUAUGCACCACCACCGCCCCCUCAACAAAACCUUGAGAUUCACGAAACCACUAGGAUAGUGGAGCGUUCUCCAUCUCCAGCAAGAAGCACAUACUCACACCAUAGCCACCAUAGCCACCACACUCACCACCAUCAUGACCCUGUCAUACUGGAAGGACGCCCUCGAUCGCGAGAUGAAGAGAGUGUAUUUUACGAAAAGCGUGAAAUCAUUGAACGCAUAGAGCCUAUUGGUGCGAUGACCGUAUCACGCUCCCAUAGUCAUCGUAAAGAUGAACGUUCAAUUCGAGCUGAAAUCAAAGCGCUCGAGGCAGAGAAGGAAGCCCUCAAAGCGGAUCGACGGGCUAAUCGAGAGUUACGUCGCGCGGAGCGUCUUCGUCGUGAAGGUGCCCGACACAGUGACAGCCAGUUGGUACUUUACGAAGAUGAGAUUCACGAUGGAAGAGAUGUGACCAUUGUGAGAAGGGAGAGAAUCGUGGAGCCUGAAGGAGGUGUCAGGAUCGAAAAGGACCGAAAAGGUAGGAUGAGCAUCAGUGUUCCCAAGCAUGCCUAUCGUUAGGUGUCUUGCCUGAUUGAGGUGGGUCACCUGGCAUUGGGAUGGGUGGUUUUUGUGAAUGAGGCUAACCAGCUUGUUCUUCACAGCACCUCCACCAAAAUUGGUUAGAGCCAUGUUGGCUACUCUUACUUAAUUCCUACCAUUUGAAAAUCAAAACAUUUCGUUCUUUACGUCAAGCGCAUAAUGAGCCGAAAUGGGUUAAUAAAUGGCGUUGAUCACAUAGGAAUUCGUGGUUGGAUCGGAUUGAGCUUACGGGUUUCCACGCGGGCGGAAGCUGUACUUCUUUUUCUAUUUCCUGUGAGCUUUAUGAUAGCAUACCUUUUAGACUUUAUUUGACAUGAAGAGGGAUUUCAUGGGAGGGAUAUUGGACAAUGAGUUAUACGAUGAUAUCUACAGCAGCAAGUUUACGCUUUUUCCUCGGUUCGAAGAUACACUAGUUUGGUUACGUACAGCUUUUUGAUUGCUUCACUCUUCGUUCUUUUUUAUUUUGAUGUUUUUACAACUUUUCGGAUUUGUUGAUGAUGCUACUUAUGGAUCUUUUCGAUAAUUGGUUAAUGGAUGAUGGGUGGAUGGAUGUAUGGACAGGUGAAUGGGCGGGCGGA
Sclerotinia trifoliorum is the source of this 3064-nucleotide messenger RNA. NCBI's taxonomy places the organism in Eukaryota, Fungi, Ascomycota, Leotiomycetes, Helotiales, Sclerotiniaceae. The record is from the annotation of a GenBank genome assembly.